Messenger RNA from Talaromyces stipitatus ATCC 10500, 1407 nucleotides. RefSeq lists its product as uncharacterized. Bases 1 to 1407 code for a protein of 468 amino acids. The record is from RefSeq and is a predicted model, not a curated record. NCBI's taxonomy places the organism in Eukaryota, Fungi, Ascomycota, Eurotiomycetes, Eurotiales, Trichocomaceae. The transcript has 2 exons.
AUGAACCUUGAGGAGUUCUUAGUGUAUAUACACAAUGGCGCGCAUGAACUGGGAAUUGAGGAUCUCAAACAGUUGAGAUUGGUGUCUCACACAGUGAACGAGGUCGUCUUGGAGUAUCCAAUCCUCACAAAUCUGUGCAUUUCCACACAUGUGCCAGACCUGGAGUAUCUGGAAGUGGUAUCCGACAAUGAAAAAUUGUUGAAACAUGUGUCGAAGCUCUUUUGGGAGGAGUCUCUUUUCUGCCCCUGUCUUCUUGUCGGAGGAGAGAGGAAUGAAGUCGAAAAAUGUCACCAUAGACAGACCCUUAUCUUUUAUCUGGGACGAAUGAGGGCAAUGCAUAGAGUCUAUAAAUGGAGGUUUCAUGCUUCAGCUCAGCGGGAAAAUCUUGAAACUAAUCGGGAUGUCGCUUUGCUUAUGAAAAUAUUGCCAUAUCUCCAGAAUGUUGACUGUGUAUUCUUUACCUCGUCUUACCAAGGAGGUGGAGUGAUUGUGCGGACGCCUGCCAUAGCUACAUACGAGCAGAUGUUCACUGACGAAUAUGAACAUGUACCACUCGGAACAUACUGGAAGAAGGGUAUCGACGGAAUCGGAUACCAUCCCAGGCCGCUAAUGAGCCAGCAAGAUAACGAGAGUGAGGGUCUUCUCGCAGAUCAAAUUUUUAAAAGCCGAUUCUGGGGAGAGCCGCCUGUACGUGGACUACGGGUUUUCUGCGACCUGUUAUCACCCGAAGAGAAAGAAACUGGACAUGACUAUCAGCCAUUGGACAUGCAUGUCUUUUUUCCAAAGCUGAAGUGGCUAUUUUUGAACAAUAUUCCAACAGAUUUCUUCUCUUUCUGGGGCGGGGGACCACUAUAUCGACUUCUCCGAGACUCCAUGCGUGGUCUACAACAUAUAAAUCUAUUCUUGAUGGAGCCAGCAGAUCAACUUCGCAAGCGCAUAGAUUACAGCGCGGGUAUCCAGGCAAUGAUACAAGGCUCGGUGUCAUCGCUACGGACCCUGGAACUGAUCAUCGUGAACGAAGACAGGUUUUUCAAAGAACAUGAGACUUUCAUGUCCAUGCUGACCGAGUCGCUACCACAACUUGUUGCGCUGGAAGAACUGAAGAUCUCCAAUACUGUACUGACGACAACUGAGAAGAUGAUGGCUUUUGGUGAAGCUAUUCGAACUUGCCGUUCAUUGAAAUUGCUAAUAUUGAUGUACUUCUGUUUACCCGAAUACUGGAAAGAUGUUUUGGAUCAAUGGAAGGCAUCCAAGUGCAUGCAUCACCUGGAACAUAUCGUACUUACGGAAUGCUUGGACGCCGAAACGGACUCUGGCUUUUAUCAUGUCAGCAUAAACGACUCAGCUAUUGUGAACUGGCUACAUGGGAAAACCGACAUGUACCCUCUAAUUGCCGUUCAGCCGUGA